Messenger RNA from Dentiscutata heterogama, 338 nucleotides. Lineage: Eukaryota; Fungi; Glomeromycota; Glomeromycetes; Diversisporales; Gigasporaceae. The record is from the annotation of a GenBank genome assembly.
CAGUGGCUCAAGAAGAGCCAGUAAUUGAUGAAAAAGAUGUAACUAUAAAAGUUUCAUCUAGAAAUUUUAUUGAUAAAGACUAUAUUAAUAUCGAAAUGAUGUGCUAUUAUUCUAUAUAUGCUCAACAUUUAAUGAACGUGAUUACUUCUAUUAAAAAACAUUCAGUAAUUUACAUUAAUAGAGAGCUUAUGAUAACUAACGAUUCUAACAUAGUUCAUAUUCGAAACAUUUCUUUUUCUGAAUAUCAAAAUUCAAUUUUAUCUGCUAGAGAUUCGAUUCAUCUUUCUUGGAAAACUAAAGAUAAAGAUGAUAAAAACAAAUCAAACACUGUUGCUUAA